Molecule: messenger RNA, 738 nt
Organism: Pelmatolapia mariae (spotted tilapia)
Lineage: Eukaryota; Metazoa; Chordata; Actinopteri; Cichliformes; Cichlidae
Product: tetraspanin-9-like
Exons: 8
Coding region: 1-738 (245 amino acids)
Cellular component (GO): plasma membrane
Source: RefSeq, a predicted model, not a curated record
AUGGCUCAGAUCAACAUCUGCCUCAAACGCAUCUUCACCGUCUUCAACAUAUUCUUCAUGGAUCCAGCAGCUCUAACCAGACUGUUUGUGUUUGUUCAGCUUGUUGGUGGACUGGCCAUCGUCCUCGCUCUGUGGUGCCAGUUCUUCAUGGACAUUCGAGGAGGAUACAACCUGGAGGGUCGAGCCACCAAACUCUUCAUCCUCUUCAUCGUGGGCUGCAUCGCCAUGAUGAUCACCAUGCUGGGAGCCUAUGGAACCCACAAGGAGAACAAAGUGGCCCUGAUCACGCUCAGAGGCAUCGGAGUGGAGACAUUCAGCAAGUUUGUGCCUCUGGACAAAUCCUCGACAUACGUGAGGAACAUGAACGAGGACAUUCAGAAACAGUUUCACUGCUGUGGUCUGUUCAGCUACAAAGACUGGGAGAACAUCCCCGACUCCUGUGUGUGCAGCCAGGAGGAGAAGAAGGAGGGCAAGUGUCAGACUGUCGAAAACAACACUUUCAUGCUGCAGAGAAAGUCCGUCUACAGUAAGACCUGCUUUCCCACCAUCAUGGACCACAUCCAGUUUCAUUACAACAUCAUACUUGUGGUCAGCUUCACUCUGGCUAUUCUAGCUCUACUCGGCAUGAUUCUGUCCUCCAUUAUGAUCCACCAGCUGUAUUACCCCAACAGACCCACCAUCAUGAUCUCCAUGAUGCCACCAAAAUACAAGGAGCUGCACAACGCCCCAGCAUGUUAG